AUGUUACCUUAUAUUAAUAACCAAGAUGCUUAUGAUAUAAUAGCAUCAAAUAACUAUUGGGAUGACAUUCAUUAUGGUGAAGUGACAUAUACCAAUUAUGUACCGAAUCCUAUUCCCGCAGUAACAGAAUGUCGGUCUUAUGGAACUUGGAUUGAUACAGCAGUCAUCAAUGCAACUUACUAUUUAGGAAAAUUAAUUAUUUACUAA
Molecule: messenger RNA, 207 nt
Organism: Adineta steineri
Lineage: Eukaryota; Metazoa; Rotifera; Eurotatoria; Adinetida; Adinetidae
Source: the annotation of a GenBank genome assembly